Aphanomyces astaci is the source of this 567-nucleotide messenger RNA. RefSeq lists its product as hypothetical. The record is from RefSeq and is a predicted model, not a curated record. The transcript has a single exon. The coding region runs from base 60 to 488 and encodes 142 amino acids. NCBI's taxonomy places the organism in Eukaryota, Oomycota, Saprolegniomycetes, Saprolegniales, Verrucalvaceae.
CCAAUCUUAAAGAGGGCGGUUGGAGUGAAGGGUUCGAAAUCUCAUCGACCCCAGCAGCUAUGGUUGUUGUCACUUUAACAUUGGACAUCAUGGGCGUACAAGUUCCGGUUAACAAGCCACUGCUCCAGUUCAAGGCCAUGGACAAGUGGCUGAAGAAGCCGACCCCCCAGGACGAGCCAUUUUCAGUCGAAAUGAAACACAUCAAGGACAUUCUCAAGGAACACGACACUCAGAAUCACCUCCUUCCCCUCAAAUUCCACCGCCACAUCAAACCCCCCGUCCACCCCCCCAAACGCCACUUUCUUGAAAAGGAAGUCGUAGCUGGAAAGAAAGUCCCCUUCAGCAAAACAAUGGCCAAGCGCAUCCGCAUGGUGUCUCUGGCCAGAGUGACCGACGAAGCGAUGGCGUUGAAGACCAUUUUUGAAACGGAGGAGUACGAGGCCGCGCGAAAAAUGCAACAUUCCACGUCCAUCUUCAUGCUUAAUUAGCUUUUUCUUCACUCGACCCUUCGACCCCCUUUAACUUAUCGAUUACUACGACGUAUUUACUUCUUCAAGCCCAGCGUUG